This is a messenger RNA of Drosophila willistoni, 1383 nucleotides long. Its product is annotated as acyl-coenzyme A diphosphatase NUDT19. The record is from RefSeq and is a predicted model, not a curated record. The transcript has 6 exons. Gene Ontology annotation, molecular function: hydrolase activity, acting on acid anhydrides, in phosphorus-containing anhydrides. NCBI's taxonomy places the organism in Eukaryota, Metazoa, Arthropoda, Insecta, Diptera, Drosophilidae. Gene Ontology annotation, cellular component: mitochondrion. The coding region runs from base 91 to 1179 and encodes 362 amino acids.
UGAUAAGAAGCAACAGCUGGGUUUGGAAAAAUUUUAAAGAACAUUUAAACAAGUAUUUUAUUAACUUCAUGCCGAAUUUAACAGGCAAAUAUGAGCAAUUUACAGACUACAGAAAAAUGGCGGCCCUCCGCUAGCCUUAUCCUGGUGGCGAAAUCGAAGUCUGUUGGUACAAAUUACAAUCUGCUAAUGCUUAAACGUUCCGAUCGUACGGCGAUAAUGCCAAAUCAAACUGUAUUCCCUGGCGGCUUGUUGGACACUGAGGCGGAUGAGACUGUGGCUUGGUUACAAUAUUUUGACGAAUUCGGUAUCAAAGAAGAGGCACUGCGUCAAUUGGUGCUCAUACACGAUAAUAGACCAAAUAUAUUAGCACCCCAGGGUACUGGCUGCUACGACCGGUUCUUUAAGCGCACGAGUAUAUGGGCCAGAGAGAUUAUUUUACGAUUAACCGCCCUGAGAGAAUGCUUUGAAGAGGUCGGCAUUUUGCUGUGUAGAAAUCGUAACAAUUUGGAUUACGGUCAGGUGGCCCAAUAUGAAAAUGUACCAGAUUUAGAAUAUUGGCAGCAACGAGUACACAAUAAACCAAGUGAAUUCCUGGAACUAUGCCGGACUCUAAAAGUGGUACCGGAUUUGUGGGCUCUAUAUGAAUGGUCGGCCUGGGCCAGUCCGGCCACAGUGGGAAAACGGCAUGAGACUGUUUUCUUCAUUGCCUUUGUAGACACACAGCCCACAUUGCUUUCGGAGCCCUCAGAGGUCAAGCAAACGAUGUGGCUAACUCCUCUUGAGUUUCUGCGCCUGGCCAGACUCAAUGAAAUUUGGUUUUUGCCUCCCCAAGUCUAUGAGUUAUCGCGACUAUUAACAAUCAAGGAUUAUGAAAGUCUUCUGGAGUUUUCGAAGCAACGUAGUCGUUUAGGUACCACCAUGUUUAUGCCAGUAGCUUAUGUAUGUGGAGAAGCUAUGGUUUGCGUUUUGCCAGGUGAUGAUUUCUAUGUGAAAGAAUCGCAUUUGGCCACCGAAUAUAUAGAGUUUCCCGGCACAAGUGAAGAAUUUCGAGCUCGUGCCAAACUUGUACAUCGCUAUGAUCUAUUUGGUCCCGCGGCUCUUAAUGUUGAAUUGAAUUUUCCUCCACCAAAUGGACACUUGAAACCACAAAAUUUACCCAAAGACCUUCUCAAAUUAUAGAGUCUGACCUCUGUUGAUAAGAUUCUUAAUGGAUGUGGAUGACCCUAAAAAAAAAAGAAAAGAAGAAAACAAAUUGUCACAAAUUCUUGUUGCUGAAAUUAUUUUAAGCGGAUUGUCGCAAACAGUUAAAAUUAAUUCCAUUUAGCUAUAAUUUUAUAGACGAAAUUUUAAUUAAAAAUUGUACAGUUUUAUUUUUAAGACACA